AUGGCUCCCGGUUUGAGGAGUGGGCGGACAGGUCACCCCAAAGUAUUGGGAGCCGGCGGCGCGGACCCCGGUGGGCACACGCCGCGAAAGACGGAUGCCGGAGGAGAGGGGAGGUGUUUGAGGACCAGGUGGCGAGCCGGAGCAGCGGGGAUGCUUGCAAACUGUCUGCUGUCUGUGGGGAUGCUUUUACUUCUUGUCCGGUGCGCUUUGGCCGCAGAGGAAAAAUCCACCUAUGAUGCCUCUGGCUUCUCGUCUUCACCAAGCGACUCCGCAGUCACAGCUGCUCCUGCUCAUUCAUUGGCUUCCUUGUCGAUGGUGGAGGAGGUGCCUUCCUCAGUCGUCCAUUCAGAUGGAGACUCGGAGUCUGAGGGGGAAGGUUUAUCCGGGCAGCCUGCCUUUUCGUCUGUCUUAACCGUCAUGGCAGGAACUGUCAAACAUCCAGUGAGCCUGGAUCAAAGCAGAACCUCGUCAACCAUCACCAGGGACGAGACCCAAACCACCCAAUGGCCUUCACAUAGUUCCAGCUCAAAGAUGUCCUCCUCAUCGUGGUCUGCGGGAGACAGGAUCCCCCCCGGCAGCUCAGAGGCGGGGACGGAUGAUUUAACUGCUGGAAUAUCCAGAGCAGUUGUGCCCACUUUCCCCAAAGAAAAAGCGGCCAGUCUAGCCCCCUCUCAAUCAGUCAGAAUUACCCUUUCUGCUGGGCCCACAGAGAGGACAUCUCAGGUAUCAUCUAUGCCCCAUCCACAGGACACCCCGACAGACUCUGUUCUGCUUACCACUAAAACUGUAGCUUCAGCCACCAAAACUACAAACCCCACCACUACAAUGCCUUCCCUAAGAGUCUCUACCGGAACCACAUUGUCUGCCACACCACAGCCCGCGCCUGUGACCAGGAAAACGACUACCACCACAACAGCAACCAGGACUCACACCAGCAGGAGAACAUUCACACCACCUGUCCCCAGAACGAGCCCUCCCUGGGGGGCCACCACCAUCUUUAUUUCCCCUUUUACCACCACCACAGAGGCUCCACCACAGCAGUGCAACAUCACAGAGAGAUUGUGGGUGAAAACAGUUGUUUCCAUCUAUGUGAGGAGAAACAGGCUGGACAGCAUCCAGAGGCAGAACCUGCGAAGGGGACUAAGUCAGGGCCUCCGAAAAGCACUGAAUGAUACAUCUGCUCAAGCACAGGUGGAGACAGUAUUUGGUUCUCCCAACAUGACAGUGGCUUAUCACGUGACUAGAGGGGACAUGGUUUACCCUCCCUCUGUAGUGCUGGAAGGCUUGGACUCCUAUGGUCGGGAUAAGCUGAUUUCAGACCUGCGACAGUACCUCCCCAUGGUAACAGCCCUGCCCCUCCCGGUUGCAUUAUGGAGAUCCAGCCCAUCCACUGGCUUCCAGCUGAAAACAGUGCUGCAGUUUGUGGGGGCAGGUGAUGAUCCUCGGUCCUGCCGGUUCUCCCAAAUGAUGGAGCAGAGGCUCGAGAAGGUGUUUUCUGAAGCGCAGGCCAAAGUGCUCAACACCAACAACAGACUCUCUGUCCAGAUGCUGAAUGUCUCCCAGGCAGCAGACUCUCCUGCUGUGUCUUUGGUCUACACUGUGAGGAAUGGGACUGCCUUCCUUAAUGGCACCACUGCCUCAAACCUCCUUGGUCAGCUGUCAGCUGAGCUGGUGGGCUACUUCCUGUUCUAUCCACCACUUAUGAUCGCUGAGCCACUGGAGUAUCACAAUCUGAACACCUCUAUUGCCACCAGAGACUUCUGGGUUAUUACAGUGAUCCAGGAUGUGGAUAACGCCAGCCUGGAGGGACACUACCAAAGCUUUGCCAGUCUAAUGGAGCAGCGGCUGGCAGAGCUGUUUGUGUUGGCAGGGCAGCAGGGCACUCGUUUCAGGCGAGCCACUGCUGUAGGCAGCUACACUGUCCAGAUGGUGAGUAUCCGUCGGGUGCCAGUGUUGAAGAAUCCAGCAGAGAUGACCUACUACGUCCAGCACAAUGGCGUUCCUUUAUCGGGCGCAUCAGCUGCCAAAGUCCUUAACACAGUGGAUUCUCAGACCGUGGCGCUCACCCUGGGCUACUUUGUCCAGCUGCAAGCAGAACCUGUGGUCAAGAACCCUCCUAAUAACCUUUGGAUAAUCGCUGCAGUGUUGGCCCCGAUCGCCGUAGUAACACUCAUUAUCAUCAUCAUCACAGCUGUGCUGUGCAGGAAGAAUAAAAAUGACUUUAAAGCUGAUGCCAUCGGCAACCUCAAUCCCCGAGCUAAGAUGGCGUAUCGCAGAGAUGUGGGCUAUUAUCACCAGCCAGUCCAGGGUUUUGACUAUGCCAAGCAGCACCUGGGCCAACAGGGAGGAGAUGAGGAGACCCUGCCGGCCAGUCAGGAUACCCUAGUGAUGUCUCUACAAAUUCGGGACACGCCACUUUCACUAGAAAAGGCCCUGCAGCAAGAUGGAACUGCCAACAAGAAAAGCCUCACGUCUGACAAACACAAGAGCAAUUUGCCGAGUGAGGACGGUUCCGUCAUCAGCAACGAAUCAGAGAAGCUGAAUUCCGGCAGGGGCUUGACGGUGCUGAAAGUCACAGCACAGCAGAAACUGACAAAGGAGGAGACGCGCAAGAGGGAUGAUCCAUAUGACACCUCCUCUGGCUCCCUGCAGCUCAUUUCCAUAAAGCCCAUGGCGGCUCAGCCCCACUACACACACCCUGCUUCCUCUGACCGCAGCCAAGACUCAGCCAUCGUCAAUGGAGAGGUCAACUUGGCUCUGAAGCAGAAGUCAGACAUCGAGCACUACAGAAACAAGCUGAGGCUGAAGGCUAAGAGAAAGGGCUAUUAUGACUUUCCCUCCACAGACGGCAGCAGCAGUGGUCGAGCCGUGGCGCAGAGACAGCGGCACGGCCAUGAGAGGGCAGCCGGUGAGCAUGGCAGACCACUGGAGCCUGAUGAUGAGCGAGGUUCCACUUAUGUCAAGUCUCACAGGAGGCACUCGCAGGUAGGGCAGACGGCCUAUCGCAGCAGACAGAGUCUGAGUAGUCCCAGUCCUGGUGGAACAGAGAUGGACCUACUUGUAAUGCGGGAGAGACCCAGGAGAGGCAUCCGCAACAGCGGCUAUGAUACUGAGCCUGAGUUGAUUGAGGAGACGAAUGUUGACCGUCUAAUGGGGCCGCGGGGAUACAUGUAUGGCCGGGGCUUGAAAGGCCACUCGGAGACAUCGACUCUGAGCUCUCAGCCGUCCAUUGAUGAAGUGCGACAGCAGAUGCACCUGCUGCUGGAGGAGGCAUUCAGCCUGGCUUCAGGGGGGCAGUCCACUUCCGGACGGCACUCCCAUCACCACCACCCUCCUCCUGACCACUACAGCUCUGCGCCGCCUCCCCUCCCCUACGCAGACGUGGUGACCAGUGCCCCGGGUACAAUGACCUGUGAACAGGGAGGCCUGCAGUGGGUACCUUCCUAUGGCUCAGAAAUGUAUCAAUGCAGCCUGCCCAAACCGGCCUUUCGCUUCACCCAGCUUCCUGAGAUGGCCAUGGGUUCUCCUCCCCCUUUACCGCCUCGCACAGGUCCUCCCCUUGGGACCUCCUUAAGACGUUCCGCUUCUGACUUGGGGCCUAAGGGAAGAAGUUUAGAGACAUCUGUCACUGAAAUUAAGAGUCAACAUGACAACAACCCAUAUGGGCCAACAACUAGAGCAGCGCUUCCAUCUAUCGCUGCAGAGCAGCCUGUGUCUAACUACUCAGGAAACCCAAUAACAGCCGUCUACGCCAUCCCAGCCACCAGGCCCGGCUACUCAGAAUACUUUGUCUCCACGCCAACCACCUCCUACCACAGUCCCUCCUGGAUGUCCUAUCCACCCGAGCCAGAGGAUGUGCCACCACAGUGGGCAGACUCUGUGCCCCUGCCUGGGUAUGUAGAGGCUUUUCCUCAUCCUCGCUACCCACAGGGGAGCCCCACCAGGCUGCCCCUGCAGUAUAACCAGGCACUGGAGCAGCCGCCUACUGCCCUGAGCACAGCAUCCCAGCAAAGCCUGCCCCAGAUGGUGAAGGACAUGGACAGCAUACCCCUGAGCAGCCUCUCCACCUCUGCACUUGUGCAGGCUAUCCGGCAGGAGGUGGCCAAGCUGGCGAAGAAGCAGAAUGACAUGUUUGAGUUCUAGUUUUAAUUCUGCCCCCUUGUUUGCAGGAUGGUUAACUGUGCAUUGAUCUUCUACAGAGGUACACAAAGGCGGCGCUCCUUCAGACUGAUUUUUGAUGUUUGUACUGUAAAAUGGACUUUACCCACUGAUUGAUUUCUUCUCACACACCAUUGGUGUUUUGCAGCUCCUGACUUAAAGGAAGAGAAAAGAUUAUGUUUUACUUUUAGAAAAAAAUGCCAUCCUCUAUUGAUGAUGUCCCAAGUAACUACAUGCAUUUCUUCUUUGUAGAUAUGUCAAUAGGAUACGCUAAAUAUGAAUUUUUUUUCCAGCAUUACAUUUUCCUUUGUGCGAAUCAGAAUCAAUUAAGAAGAGAGAAAAAAGAAGCAUUAUUGUCUGUACUGAGAGGACCAAAUACUUCCUAUCAGACGGUAUAAGUAUAAUCCACAGUGUAUAUGAGCAUGUACAGUAUUAGGACAUCAUGUAUCUUAUCUCCUUUUAUAGACAGGCUACAUCAAUAUCAGUUCAUUCAAGCAUCCAUACAUCAAACUACCACUUUUCACAAAAUUCCUCAGUUUGUUUUCACAUCACAUACCAACACCAUAACAGUAACAACAAACUACUGACUGUCCUUGGUUGUCUAAUGGUUUUUAGAGAUUUAAAGUAGUUCCUAUUAAUUAACAAACGGACUAAAUACAGUAUAUAUGUAUCUGCCUUUUUAUUUGAACCCACUCGAACAUGAAAUCUUAAGUCGCAUGUUUGAUCAUGGAACAUAUAGAUGUUCGCCUUUACUUAUUUGAAAUAGAGGGAGGAUGUAUAUCUAUUAGUGUGCACAAGGUACAAUUGACUUGGUUGACAUUGAGUGAAUACUUAAAAACUUGAACUUUGACUUAACUAUAUGUUUCCCUUUCUUUGAAGAAGAAAAAGAAAACAACAAAAAUACUUUGGCUGUCGAAAAACCCAAAUUAAAAAGUUAAGUUCAUUCACAUUUGCACAGAGUGGUAGUUUUAUAACCAGUGGUUUUAAGAUGCACAGAUGAUUCAAUGCACAUACAACCCUAAAACAUUUGUCACACAACACUUCUUUUUGCUGCUGGGAGUAGUGCCACUUCUUCUUGUAAAGUUAAACUAUAAAGAAGGUUUGUUGUUUACUGGCCUUUAAACAUUUCAAUGUUCUCAAUUGGUGCAUUUCAUGAAUAAAACACAAAUGUUCAUGUAAACUAUUGACCUAAUGAGAGGUCCUACAUCAGUACUCCUGUUCUAAGAAGUUUUAAGUGUACAAACCUUUGUGUAACAUUGUGAAUGUCUGCCUGAGUCAUCCGGUUUGUGAGGUGCGAGUGCAUAUAUGCUGAGGUAAACAUUUCAUUAUUGUACAUUUGUUUAAACUGCGUCUUCACAUUAGUCAUCCAUUUCAAUUAUGUUUGAAAUCAUCCACACAGGACAUGAGGACAUAAUAGAGUAACAAAACAAACUUCCACCUACCAGGUCACAAAAAAACAUAAAUAUCAAUGUGUAAAAAAAGUAAAGAAUUAGACCAGAAGGAAGAGGGUCAUACGAACCAUUGUGAUGACAUUGUUCAAUUACUAUAUUGAAGCUGCACUUAUCUUCAUCUGAAUCACUUAAUUGGCCUUCUUAAUCAGCUUUGUCACCCUAUGUCUGUUUUUGAAAUCAGACUAGGGCCACCAGUGCACAAAACAAAACUAUAAACUAUUCAAUAAAACUCCCAUGAAACAAGUCAUUAAAUCAUUUUAUCAUUGGAAUUCAUUCUUGGGAAAAGACUCAUACUCAUAUUUCACUGUGGCAUAAAAGCCUUCAAUAGGUUAUGAUGAACUCUUAAUGUGGAACCGCUGGCUUGUUGAAUGGAAAGGGAGACUGACUGCAGAUGAGUGCUUGUAGGCCUAUAGCAGGGCUGCUGCAAUAUGUUUGAAUUAACAUUCAGAUGCCUACUUUUCCCUAUAUUAUUGCAAAUCACAAGAAAUGCUUUGCUGAGCUGAUUAUUAUAAUAAAUGUUGUCACAAGAGAGAUGGCAGUUGUUACAUAAGAAAGACAAAUAUGAGUGAAAAUGCCUUUAAAUCAUUAUUUCCUUUGGUAGGACAGAGUUGCUGUUACAGCUGUCCUGGAUGACUUUAGCCUUUUUGCAUUAUGACUUUUCAACAACCCCCGACCCCCUAACAAGACAUGUUCUUUCAUACUCAUGCCUGUUGGUGUCUAAGUAGGUGAGGCAAUGCUGUAUGUCUUAAACCCAACAAGAACUUUGUUGUUGCUUGUUUUCCCAAUAUUCCUUUUACCCAUUAUUCAGAGGAGCACUUAAUGUCUUAAGAACUGUACUAAAUACAGUGAAACCAUUUUUUGUGUAAACCAGAAGUGAACACCUUUCCACAUUCUCAUGCUGGAUAACUGAGAAAACUUGGUGUGAUUAAAUAAAAGGUUUUUAUUUGAUUUAUUGGUUUAGAAAAAAAGAUGAGUAUUUAUUCUAUCAAAUGAAACAUGAAGUGAGCUAAACCUAUUAAAAUCAAAGUCUUUUUGUCUUCUUGACUGGUUUCUAAUUUCAUUCCUUCAUCUGCUUGAUUUAGUUAUAUUUGAUGUUCAUCGGAGAUUGAUUUGACAGAAAGAUUGUGAGACAGAUGGAGAAUUAAAGAAAUAUAAGCCUACAUGAUUAAAAUUAAAUAAAGAUUUUAUUAGAAUAAUUCAUCAUUAAUCUGUGUCUUUACACAAAUGUCCAUGUCUGUUGGUGAACUGUAAUGAAUAGAGGGGGAAUAAUUGAAUGAUCUAAUCGUUUAUUUAUAAUGAUGAUCAGUCGGUGCAUUGUUCUUCUCUGUGUGUUCAAAAUAAAUUGUCAAUACAUUCAUA
This is a messenger RNA of Cottoperca gobio, 6968 nucleotides long. RefSeq names its product KIAA1549-like b. The record is from RefSeq and is a predicted model, not a curated record. NCBI's taxonomy places the organism in Eukaryota, Metazoa, Chordata, Actinopteri, Perciformes, Bovichtidae.